Messenger RNA from Alexandromys fortis (reed vole), 484 nucleotides. Its product is annotated as oxysterol-binding protein 1-like. Gene Ontology annotation, cellular component: cytosol; plasma membrane; intracellular membrane-bounded organelle. Bases 56 to 433 code for a protein of 125 amino acids. Gene Ontology annotation, molecular function: sterol binding. NCBI's taxonomy places the organism in Eukaryota, Metazoa, Chordata, Mammalia, Rodentia, Cricetidae. The transcript has 2 exons. The record is from RefSeq and is a predicted model, not a curated record.
AAAGGCUUUAAAUCUGUUCUCUUCCUUACAGGUAAACUUUAAUGAGCCCUUGUCCAUGCUUCAGCGCCUUACUGAAGAUCUGGAAUACCAUGAGCUAUUAGACCGAGCUGCAAAAUGUGAGAACUCUCUAGAACAGCUCUGCUAUGUUGCAGCCUUCACCGUUUCCUCCUAUUCCACUACUGUCUUCCGAACCAGCAAGCCAUUCAACCCUCUCCUUGGGGAGACCUUCGAACUGGACCGACUAGAGGAGAAUGGUUAUCGAUCCCUCUGUGAGCAGGUGAGUCAUCAUCCCCCUGCUGCUGCACACCAUGCUGAAUCCAAAAAUGGCUGGACAUUGCGUCAGGAAAUCAAAAUCACCAGCAAGUUUCGAGGCAAAUACCUCUCCAUUAUGCCCCUCGGUAAGGCCACCAUGUUUGUUCCGGUGAAAUGUUGAAAUAGGAGCGGCAGGGCUGCGUCCCCGGCACCCGGCCGCCCGCAUGGCUAG